AUGUUCCACAGUAUCUGGUUGGGAUACUUGCUAUAUUUUCUAUUCCACCCUUUGAGAAAAUAUCCAGGUCCUAAAUUUGCAGCUUUAACAAAUCUCUGCUACCUUUACAACAAAGCCUGUGGUAAAGAAGUCGCUUGGUUUUGUGAACUGCACAAGAAAUAUGGCGAAGUGGUUCGAUUUGCCCCGGAAGGACUGAGUUACAUUAGUCCUCAAGCAUGGAAGGAUAUCACUGGUCACCAGUUAGGAGGACGCCCAGAAUUUGCGAAAGAUAUGACACGUUUCUACACACCUGAGCAAAAUGGGCAACAUAGUAUUGCGACAGAACUAACAGCACAAGAUCACAACCAGACCCGCAAGGUUUUCUUGAACGCGUUUAGUGAAAAGGCCCUGAAACUCCAAGAGCCUCUCAUUCGCAAAUAUGUAACUAAACUCAAACAGAAUAUUGACGCAACUAUAAGUGGAAAUCCAGAGAUAUCCUUGAACGCUGUAAAGUUGUACAACUUUACAACAUUUGAUGUUAUGGGGGAUCUUACCUUCAGCGAACCUUUGGGUAUGCUAGAUAUAGGCGAGUAUACACCAUGGGUCCGAGGAGUCUUUCAAAACAUCAAAACCUUCACGCUUCUUCAGAUUCCGCUCUUUUACCCUGUUCUCAGACACUUAUUCAUGACUUUCAUGCCUCCAUCUUUGCGAGAUGAACAGAAAAAACACUUUCUGCACUUGGCUGAACGCGUGGAUAAACGAAUCCAGAAAGGAGUUGAUAUUGGAAAACUAGAUAUUUGGAAACUUGUUCUUGAGAAUCCAAAAGUCCAGCUACCUCUGUCCAAGAUGCAUGCAAACGCAGCAGUCUUUAUGCUUGCUGGUACCGAAACUAUUGCUACUCUACUAAGCGGAUUAACAUACUUGCUUCUUGUUAGUCCUGAGAAGAUGGACAAACUUAUCGUUGAGAUACGCGCUCUAUCAGAGGAAGAGCUGUCUUUCAGCAUACUACAACGCUUAGAAUAUCUGAAUGCAUGCAUUGAAGAGGCUCUUCGAUGUUAUCCACCAAUACCAAUUGGUCUACCUCGAGAGGUACCAAUAGGCGGUGCUGCUGUCUGUGGCAAAUGGGUGCCAGGGAAGUUGCGAGAUAGUGGAUACAACACUGAUAGAAAAGAUGUUCUCCAACCUUUUUCCUAUGGGCCACGUAACUGUAUAGGGAGAAACUUAGCAUAUCACGAAAUACGUUUGAUUAUUGCUACAAUACUAUGGAAUUACGAUCUCGAACUAUGCCUAGAGAGCAAUGAUUGGAUUCACCAGAAGGUCUAUAGUGUAUGGGAUAAACCAGAGCUUGUCAUCAAGUUCAAGUUAUUAGAUAGAUAA
Molecule: messenger RNA, 1356 nt
Organism: Exserohilum turcica Et28A
Lineage: Eukaryota; Fungi; Ascomycota; Dothideomycetes; Pleosporales; Pleosporaceae
Exons: 5
Coding region: 1-1356 (451 amino acids)
Molecular function (GO): oxidoreductase activity, acting on paired donors, with incorporation or reduction of molecular oxygen; monooxygenase activity; heme binding
Source: RefSeq, a predicted model, not a curated record